Staurois parvus is the source of this 612-nucleotide messenger RNA. The record is from the annotation of a GenBank genome assembly. NCBI's taxonomy places the organism in Eukaryota, Metazoa, Chordata, Amphibia, Anura, Ranidae.
CAGGAGAUGACCAGAGACUGCAGACACAGUACAGGAGAUGACCAGAGACUGCAGACACAGUACAGGAGAUGACCAGAGACUGCAGACACAGUACAGGAGAUGACCAGAGACUGCGGACACAGUACAGGAGAUGACCAGAGACUGCGGACACAGUACAGGAGAUGACCAGAGACUGCGGACACAGUACAGGGGAUGGCCAGAGACUGCAGACACAGUACAGGGGAUGGCCAGAGACUGCAGACACAGUACAGGGGAUGGCCAGAGACUGCAGACACAGUACAGGGGAUGGCCAGAGACUGCGACACAGUACAGGGGAUGGCCAGAGACUGCAGACACAGUACAGGGGAUGACCAGAGACUGCGGACAGUACAGGAGAUGACCAGAGACUGCGGACACAGUACAGGAGAUUGACCAGAGACUGCAGACAUAGUACAUUGGAUGACCAGAGACUGCGGACACAGUACAGGAGAUGACCAGAGACUGCAGACAUAGUACAGGAGAUGGCCAGAGACUGCGGACACAGUACAGGAGAUGACCAGAGACUGUGCAGACACAGUACAGGAGAUGACCAGAGACUGCAGACACAGUACAGGAGAUGUCCAGAGAUGUCAG